Messenger RNA from Phoenix dactylifera (date palm), 4417 nucleotides. The record is from RefSeq and is a predicted model, not a curated record. Lineage: Eukaryota; Viridiplantae; Streptophyta; Magnoliopsida; Arecales; Arecaceae.
UGGUAUGGAAUCCAUGGACAAGAAGGCCAAGUCCAUGGCAGAUUUUGGGGAUGACGAAUACAAGCAUAUGUUGUGUGUGAGGCUGCAGCUAUUGAGAAGCCCAUCACUUUGAAGCCUGGUGAGGAAUGGAAAGGGAGGCUGGAGAUGUCUGCCGUUCCUCCAGUUACUGUAGCGGGCAACUGGAUCCUCAAAGGGUUCUUCAAGGUUGAAGCAUCUAGCUGUCUGGUAUCCUGUACAGGCACACUUGUUGCAUUUAAAUUAUGGGUGCUUGGCAGCAAGCUACCAGGAGUUCUUUUCUUCCUUUUCUUAUUCUCCUGUUCCUUUUAAGCUUAAUGGUGGAUUCAAAGCAGACUUUUCUAUGGAAUAAUAGUGCUUUAUGUUGAGAUUUCAUUCAUAUCUCAUGCAGAAAAAAAUGUCAACCUGAACCAGUGUGUAGAAAAUGAUAAAAGGUGCUACCUGUUUGUUGUUUUUGUAUCAUAUCAUGUCAUAAAUUGAUAGUUACCUGAGGCAUGUAUACUGUCUACUGAGCCUUUCUGGAUGCAUUUACUAUUGCAUUUUAUGCCUUCUGCUGUAAACUGUCUGGUCGGGUUAUGAAAUUCAUAUUACAAAAGCUCCAGUAUUUGAUCCAUUGAAUUUCUUAUAGCAAUAUUUUGCUGUUGAUCAGCGAGGCCUGUGAAAGCCAAAAUGGCCAUGUUGAGGCUUUAGAGCAUAAGCUGUUUUUUUGUUUGGAAAGAAAUGACUUGGAUAAUCAGCUCAAGCUUUUUUAUUUGUUCUCUAGCAAUUUGCUAUUCCUGUUGUGAUUGUAACUAGCUAGUGCGUUUAAGCACUUGGAAUCUUCCUGUAAUUGCUUGUUUCAAACAGUGAUCUGCCACUUCAGCUCUGUAUCUUGUCUGCCUCAGAGUUUUGUCAGGAAGAGGUACGCUAGUGCACAAUAAAUUUCUUCAGUUGAAAAAUCUGACGUCUAAGUCUUAACAAAGGAACCGAAUGUCUAUCCCAUAGAAGUCUUUUCGCUGCUUGUAUUUUGUAGUCCCAUAUUGCUAUGACUCUGGAACUGAGAUGUGCCAUCGAGUUGCACCUUUGCCAGAGCCAAUCAUGGCCUUGGUAGAAUCAUUAUAUCCAUGUCAAUGUUGUAUCUUUAUCGGGGCGCAUGGCCUACAUUCUCAUGGCCUUGGAAUUUGCUGACUUGAGCACCAUUGGGAGUCUAGACGAAAAUGACAGAUGAUUGUAGGUCAACGUCACCACAAUUUUAACUUUCAUUUCAUGUUGGAUACCCUGCUCUAUUGAAGAAAUUAAGAACAAAUAUUAGAUUGCUCCUAGGUAGUCUAAGGUGUCACAGUUCCUUUUCUUGUACCGGGUUUUUUUUUUUUUUUUUCAAACACUGCAGUACGAACAGUCACAUGCGAGGAAUGUUGGGCACGCACAACCAGAACGCCGCCGCACUUACGAUGGUGGCUCCUCCGAUGAGACCGAAGCCACCCACGUUGACUUUUGACCUUUGGAGCUCUUCAACUUCCCUCCCUCGCCUCCCUCACUUUGGUGGUGGGCUCCAAGCCAAACAUCCCACUGUUUUGAUCGCACCCACAAAAUUUGCCCUCCAUUUCCAGCACCAGAAGCGCAGCACCAUCCCACUCGGCCUCGGUAGCCGUAUAAAAACCCCCAAUCCCACGCGCCCAAUUGCACCAUAAGCGAAAACCCGCUUUGGUCCAAGGACCCCAAAGUAACAAAAAUUCCCGGAGAGAGAGGAAAAAAAAAAGAAAAAACGAAGAACCGUGAGAGCGAGAGGCGAGUCGAAGAGAGAGAAAGGGGGGAAACGAAAAGCGAGAGAACAAGCGAGCACGCGAGUUCUUCCGCUCUCCAGCGAUCAAUCCAGUUCAACGGGCCCCGACCGAGCGAAGGAAAGAGAGAGGAGAGAGAAAGCAAAGAGCGAGCGAAGCAAGAGAAAAGAGCAGCAGAAAGAGAGAGAGAGAGAGAGAAUUGGAGCUGCGUCCACCGGCGAUGCUCUUCUAAUCGAAGCGUCCCGCACUACUCCGAGCGAGCUCGAAGAGGUCAGCUCAAUCUGUUCUUGUCUUCAUUCGUCCUUGUCGAUAGAUUGGGAUUCGCCCUCUUCUUCUUUUCUUUGCCUCUCUUUCGCUUUGAUUCUUUCAAUCCGCUUGCCGACUGCGAUUCCAUCGAGAUCCGGCUCGCUGAAGUGGCUUCUUAGAUCGCCGCCGCUUCUAUCCCGCGAUUCCGGAGCAAAAUGAGAGCUUUUUGGAGCUCCAGGCAGCCGAAUGGGGCUCAAUUCUAGUCGCCUCGCAUUGUUCUAGGGUUUUCGAUAUCCCUCUUUGAGAAUUCGGAUUUCAAGCUGGCGUCUUUGGAGGGAUUCGAGCGCUGAAUCUCCGUUCUUGGCGUCGGUUCCUGAUCCUGUCUCGCUUUAGGGUUUUGGUCGGGAAAGAUGAGAUCUUGGUCUGCAUUGCUCUGGCGGAGGAGUUGGGAAUUGGGUAUUUCUCUCGCUUUCUCCAAGAAAAGGUGCAAACCCUAAUCUUGGUCGAAACCCGGGAAGCACGGAAGGGGCAGCGGUAGAGGUUCAAUUCGAUUGAUCUGGUGAAUAAUUGCAUGGCCACUGUUUAUUGAGAGAUGCCGCCGCCUCCACAGCCACCGCCACCACCAACUCAGCACUCUCGGACCAACCUCGGCGACCUGAAGUCCCAGAUAGCGAAGAGGCUUGGGCCAGAACGAGCUCAGAGAUACUUCGGCUACCUGAAUGGGUUGUUAUCUCAGAAGCUGAGCAAGCCUGAAUUCAAUAAGCUCUGUCUUUUAACGCUUGGGCGCGAGAACCUCCCCUUGCACAACCAGCUCAUCCGCUCCAUCCUUAUAAAUGCUUGUCAGGCCAAGAUUCCUCCCCCAGUUGUCCAUGACAAGGGUGCGUCAAAGCCUGUCGGAGCUGUGGCAAAGAAACCUCCUCAAAUAGGCGAUAGUUUCAAUUCAUCCCCGGCCCCGAUUCCACCAGCAUCCAUUUGGUCCAAUGGAGAUAUCUUCCCUCCGUCCCCUCGCAAGUUCAGGUCUGUCAUUCGGGACCGGAAGAUCAAAGACCGCCGGAGCCCCCUUGGACCAAAUGGGAGGGCAGAAGUUGCUGCUCUUCAGCCUUCAGUACCCCCUGAUGUGGUUACCAUGCGGGAGAAUGGUGAUUUGAAUUCAUGUGAUUUGAAGAGACCAUUGCAGCAUCAACAAGGUGGGCCUGCUGAGCAGCCAGCAAAGAGAGCACGGACAGAGAAGCCAUCACUGCUUGAAAGGGAUCCUGUCCAUAGCAAGGGCCUUGCUGAAGUGGUUGUUGUGGAAGAUUGGGAGGACUUGGAGCAUAUGGAUGAUCUGAACUCUGCUAGAGGUCCUCUUCGGGCUCCGCUUGGAAUUCCCUUCUGUCCUGCAAGUGUCGGUGGAGCUCGAAGAUCUCCGCUGCUGGCAGCUAGUGUGAGCAGCAGUGGCUUUAGUAGCAGCUAUGAUUGUGGUGAAGUCUGCCAUACUGAAGUAUUGAAGAAACGAAUGGAGAAAAUAGCGGAAGCACAAGGGUUGGAAGAGGUGACGAUGGACUGUGCCAAUUUAUUGAAUCAUGGGUUGGAUGCUUAUUUGAAGCGGCUGAUUAAGUCGUGUGCUGAGAUAGUAGGGGCAAGGAAGGUGCAUGAACCAAUAAAGCAGCUGGCUUAUAAGCAGCAGCCUCAUGGGAAGCCAAUCAAUGGUGUUUGGCUGGGAAAUCACAUGCAAGUAAAAAGUAGUGGUGAGCCUUUGGACAGCACACAUGAGCUGAAGAACCAUUGCCCUAUAUCUCUGCAGGAUUUUAAGGUAGCAAUGGAGCUAAAUCCGCAGCAAGUAGGGGAGGACUGGCCCUUGCUACUUGAGAAACUAUGCCUCCAUUCAUUUGAAGAAUAAGUACAAAUCCAGAUCAAGCUUUCUGGUUUGAAGCAAAUUGUGGCUGGAUGGGUUCUGAUACCCAUCUGCCGGCCUGUUUGGGCUGUUGCGGAAAGAAUCACACUCCACAGCUUAAAAAGGUGCAGCUUGGCUGGUUUCUUUGGGGAUCUGAGCAGAGGAAUUCUGUAAGAUCUCACUGUGGGGUCAAUGCUCAAACAAGAACACAUUUUUAAGAUCAAUCGCUCAAAGGAAAGAUAUUAUCCCCUGUGUGGUCCAUUUGUUGUAUGCUUAGAAUCCAUUGGGGGGCAUCUCUACCACAUCCAGAGAUAUGGAGCUUUCAUGUAAUUUACAGCAUGGAGUGACUCCAAAGACAGUUUUGCAGGAAUACUGUUCUGUAACUUAUACCAUCUUGUUCUGUAAGUUUUGCAGUCGCGGUGUAUGUAUUAUCAAUUGCGAAAAUUGCUUGGUUGGUUCAAUACCAUUUCAUGGAUCGUUUCUGAUUUUUUUCAAUUUGAAUCUCUUUCUCAUUUGACAGUCA